Messenger RNA from Pyrenophora tritici-repentis Pt-1C-BFP, 1275 nucleotides. NCBI's taxonomy places the organism in Eukaryota, Fungi, Ascomycota, Dothideomycetes, Pleosporales, Pleosporaceae. The record is from RefSeq and is a predicted model, not a curated record.
AUGGAGUACGUGGGACAUACAGGCUCCGCCUCCAUGUUGGUACUGCGCCUCACCAAUGUCCACAUGCAGGCAGACAAGAGGACGAUAUGCAGGUAUUUCGACGGGUACAGGAUCCUAGACCAGAUCCGUGCGAUGAAUCCAAAGACUCGGACUCGUUCCGCCGUUUACGUCAUGUUCGGAUCGGUCGAGGAUAAGAACCGCGCUCAUAGAACCCUCAAUCUUGGGACAAUUCUUGGUCGCCAGAUUCAUCUAAUGCCUGCCCAAAACGGCAAUUAUCGCAUUAACUGCACCCACAAUGGAUUUGUUCACGAUGAAGACAAGGGCCCCGCUGUCGUCACUACAUCAGAGCUACCGGCGUUGAACGUUCUCUCAGGAUCGGAGUUUCCAGUGCUGGGAAGGUCAACCCCUGUUUCGUCUCUGUCCAUGAACCUACCCAUGGAAUUUGUUCACCAUGAAGACAAGGGUCCCGCUGUGUUCGCUACAUCAGAACCACCAGCAUUGGAUGUUCUCUUAGGCUUAGAGCUUCCGGUGAUGGGAAGACCUAUAUUUGUUUCUUCUCGACCGAUGAACCUACCCAGGGGCAUACCUAUACCCAUGCAUGGAAGCCCUGAAAUUGGGCCCGUCGACACUCUUCCGAAAGAAGUCACUCCUGGGGGCGUCGACGAACCUGCAGCAAUGACUGAUGCGCCUCUGAAGCGAGACGAACCUGCAGUGAUGAAGGAUUUGCCUAAGAAGCGAGAGGAACAGAAGCCUUCUCACGAGCAACCUGUAGUCUUCAGCGGCAUCGAACAGGGUACAUUCUCCCGUCAAAUGCCACCUUCAGCCGAAAAAACCUCAAAGCCGGACCCCUUAUACGCUCAUGCCUCCGAGAACUGGUUUCUCAACCUGCCAAAAGUCGUGCAAGACUAUUACAGCUCCUUCGGCCUCCCACCACCAAACCCAGCAUUCUUGGAUCCGACCGUCAACGCCGUACCUAACCCGCCUCCCCCCCGCGGAGACUUCUUCAAACCCGCUCUUCUCCAUACCCCACCCCGCGACGACUUCUCCAAACCGACUCUUGGCCAUACUUCCAACCCCGACAUCCGUGAGAACGAAAACACAGGCGAGCCGGUCACCGAUACCGUCCCCAAGGAGAAGGAUAUACUGAUAGAACCCCUUGGUGGUCUAUGGAACCUUUCAGGCAAUGAUGAUCCAACUGCCAAUGUCAUCUGCGGAUUGAUCGAGAAGGAGGACAUGGAGGAGGUAGUGGAGACUUCGGUAGUGAGUUACAUGUGA